UGAAGGAACUGACGGACCUCCUUCUGCAGGGCGGGGUACAAAGGAUGGCCCCCCAGGUUGCUGAUGCCAAGAAAGAAAAGGAGAAGGGGGGAAAGAAGAAGAAAAAGCAGCAACAGCAGCAAGGAUCACCCCCCCAAAACUCUACGGUUGUUACUCCAGAAAGCCUUCCCUCUACAAGCAGUCGUGAAACACAGGGGUUUGUGAUGUCUGACACAGCAACCAACUCCCAGAAACCGGAAGAGCUAGAAGUUUGGAAAACGACCGACAUUCCCACAAUCCCCAGCAGAGCGGAACGUCGGGAUGGAAGCGGUGCGCCUUCUAAAACGGUCCCUCAGGAUACGGAGGAGGCAACGAGGUUCCCCAGCCGAUCAACUCUGAGGAAUCCGAGGAAGGUCCGUUCUCCCGGGGAUCUUCAAAUUGGGGGACCCUCAGUAGGACGCUGGUGGAAUUACGGGCCUUAUCCUGGACCUCAAGGAGCAAAGAGGAUUAAGAAGGAAGGAGAACCAGCCUCGGUGGGUCUUGAUUCUGCGUGCCUCCGAGGUCAGAAGGGAGAAAAGGGCUUUCCUGGAAACAAAGGGAUCAAAGGUGAAAAGGGAGACCCAGGAGAGGCAGGAGAAGCAGCUGUGAAGGGAAGCAAGGGCAGCGACGGCGAAGUGGGUCAAAAGGGAGAACCAGGGAUUGGUUUCCGGGGUCCUGUAGGGCAAGCUGGCCCUCCUGGACGUAAGGGCGAACCUGGAGCACCAGGGCCUGCUGGAGCACAAGGUGUCCAGGGAAUCCGGGGUAAUCCCGGUACACCAGGGUCCCAGGGAGAAAGGGGGGCCCCAGGCCCACCUGGAGCUCUUGGGCAAAAGGGGGAAGCAGGGAAAAGAGGCCGGACUGGAUCGAUGGGACCAAAAGGCCCGCCUGGAUCUCCUGGAACAGAGGGAAAGCCGGGUGCCCCGGGGAACAAAGGCAACAAGGGGGACAGCGGCCUUGGCGUACCUGGUCCCAGAGGCUACCUGGGUUUUCCAGGCCCGCAGGGGGAAGAAGGAAGCGCUGGCCUUCGUGGUCCUCUAGGUGUGACGGGGCAGAAAGGCCCUGCUGGUUUAAAAGGAGAAAAGGGUGACGUUGGCAUUCCUGGACUCAAAGGAGAGAAAGGAGAUUCGAUCACAAUCCUUGGACCUCAAGGCUACAAGGGCAAUAAAGGAGAUACGGGGGAACGAGGUCCUCCAGGCUUUGACGGGGACAAGGGCGAGAAAGGAGAAGAUGGCCCUUUUGGAGAAAAGGGGAUGAAGGGAGACCCGGGGGCCAAAGGAAUGAUGGGGUUUUUUGGCAGAAGAGGCCCCGUAGGGCAGAAGGGUGAAAUUGGAGAACCUGGCCUGACUGGACUUGCUGGAACUGCCGGUCUGAAUGGGAGGAAUGGAGCGAAAGGGGAAAAAGGAGAUCGAGGCAUGCAGGGGCGAAAAGGAGAGCCGGGUGAAAAGGGACUUCCCGGAACGGUUGGGGACACCGGGAGGAAAGGGUCAAAGGGUUUACGUGGCUUGCAAGGAAAAACGGGGUCUCCCGGUUCAGACGGAGUGAAGGGGGAAGCCGGCAUCACUGGCAAACCAGGAAUCCCGGGUGCAGAAGGAAACCAGGGAUCCAAGGGGGAGCGUGGCAUGUCCGGCACCAACGGUCCCAAGGGCAUUGUGGGGCAAAAAGGAGAAAAGGGGGCCAAAGGUGUUCCUGGCUUGGCUGGCUUCAAGGGCCAAGGGGGCCUUUCUGGCAAGGCUGGCGUUCCUGGACCGCUGGGGAACCAAGGACCACCAGGUGACCCAGGACCGCAGGUCUUGGGCCUGCUAUAUUUCUCAGCCAGCAUCACAAUUAUUAUUUUUUUAAGGCCUUCAGACUAUUAAGAGAAUGAAUCAAAC
This is a messenger RNA of Crotalus tigris (Tiger rattlesnake), 1889 nucleotides long. RefSeq names its product collagen alpha-1(XXVII) chain-like. The transcript has 27 exons. The coding region runs from base 45 to 1874 and encodes 609 amino acids. The record is from RefSeq and is a predicted model, not a curated record. Lineage: Eukaryota; Metazoa; Chordata; Lepidosauria; Squamata; Viperidae.